Messenger RNA from Phyllopteryx taeniolatus (common seadragon), 4271 nucleotides. It is a transcript of the gene gja1b, whose product is annotated as gap junction protein alpha 1b. Gene Ontology annotation, biological process: cell-cell signaling; heart development. Gene Ontology annotation, molecular function: transmembrane transporter activity. The transcript is spliced from 2 exons. Bases 161 to 1330 code for a protein of 389 amino acids. Gene Ontology annotation, cellular component: connexin complex. The record is from RefSeq and is a predicted model, not a curated record. NCBI's taxonomy places the organism in Eukaryota, Metazoa, Chordata, Actinopteri, Syngnathiformes, Syngnathidae.
ACUCCCUCCUCUGACGGGACACUUAUAAGGGAAGUUUGAUAAGUUGGGCUCAGUUUCUCGUCUGGUCCCAAACUUGGAUGCCGACCUCUCCUCCAAUUAACUUGACGGAAAGAGUCCCCGCCGGCCUCCCUGUUAACUUUCCAGCCAAGGCUCCUUGACGAUGGGUGAUUGGAGUGCUCUUGGUCGUUUGUUGGAUAAGGUCCAGGCCUACUCCACCGCUGGGGGGAAGGUCUGGCUAUCUGUCCUCUUCAUCUUCAGAAUCCUGGUCCUGGGCACAGCAGUAGAAUCUGCCUGGGGAGAUGAGCAGUCUGCCUUCAAAUGUAACACCCAACAGCCCGGUUGCGAGAACGUCUGCUAUGACAAAUCCUUCCCCAUCUCACACGUCAGAUUCUGGGUCCUCCAGAUCAUCUUCGUAUCAACCCCUACACUACUUUAUCUGGCUCAUGUCUUUUAUCUGAACAGGAAGGAACAGAAACUGAACAGGAAGGAGGAAGUGCUCAAAGUUGUACAAAAUGACGGGGGUGAUGUUGAACUCCCUCUGAAGAAAAUUGAAAUGAAAAAGCUCAAGUAUGGUAUCGAUGAGCAUGGCAAAGUAAAGAUGAAGGGGGCACUGCUCAGAACCUAUAUAGUCAGCAUUUUUUUCAAGUCCAUGUUUGAAGUGGGCUUUCUUGUGAUCCAGUGGUACAUUUACGGCUUCAGCCUGUCAGCGGUCUAUACCUGUGAGAGGUCUCCGUGCCCACACAGGGUGGACUGUUUCCUGUCCCGUCCCACAGAAAAGACCGUCUUCAUUAUCUUCAUGCUGGUGGUUUCGCUGGUGUCCCUGUUGCUUAACGUCAUCGAGCUCUUCUAUGUGUUUUUCAAGAGGAUCAAAGAUCGUGUGAAGGGCCAACAGCAGCCAACUCUCUACCCUAGCGGGGGCACUUUGAGCCCAACCCCCAAGGAACUCUCCACUACCAAGUACGCUUACUAUAACGGCUGCUCCUCCCCUACUGCCCCACUCUCACCGAUGUCGCCCCCAGGUUACAAGUUAGCCACCGGAGAGAGGGGGACAGGCUCGUGUCGUCAUUUUAACAAACAGGCCCAUGAGCAGAACUGGGCCAACUAUUCCACAGAGCAGAACCGCCUCGGCCAGAUUGGAGGAGGAGGGAGCACUAUUUCAAACUCCCAUGCACAAGCCUUUGACUUCCCCGACGAAACCCACGAGCAUAAGAAACUGUCCUCAUCAGCAGGACACGAGAUGCAACCUCUGGCACUAAUGGACGCCAGGCCCUGCAGCCGGGCUAGUAGCCGGAUGAGCAGCCGGGCUAGGCCGGACGACCUGGAUGUGUAAACCUGGCUGGCGGCCUGAGAAUCAGGAAGCAAUCGCUUCGGUUUAAACAGCAGUUGGGGCUAACCUCUGUUACUGUCUAUGUCAUAGAGACUCGUAGUUCAUCAGGAGACAUUAAAACUUGUUACGUAACACUGUCAAAAGGUACACGUUGCAAAUAGUUUUGGAUGACUUACCAUACGCUUAUGUCGCCUAACCUGGCCUUAACAGAGGGCACCCGUAGAAAUGGGUGAAAGGCAGAGGUGGAACACGGUGGUCAAUAUGAUUUACUUGGCUUAACUUUAUAUUUUAUAUGAAAGAAACACUCUGUAGUUAUUGCAUUUUAUACCAGUAGUGACCAAGGUUUGUCAGCCAUGUUUCCACCGAGCAGAACAGCUCACUUUGAUUCACUGUGGAUCUAUGGUUAAGUACUGUAGAGUAAACUAUGAUUUUAAUAGGCGGCUAAUCAUACAAUUGUAAUAUUGGCAUUCCUCACGACUUUGAAAGUGUACCAAACUGAAAAACCUGUUCUGCUUGGUGGACUCACAACGGUAGUGAGUUCUGAAUGUUCUGUUUCACCGUUAUAACAGCCUGACUUCUUCUCGGACGAUGACUUUAUUACUGCUGAUUGAUAAAGCCUCAUUCAGAUAUAAUCAUGUGUUCCAAACAUGAGAUGAUUAAGAGUGGAAAUGUAGACGAUGUACUGUAAAUGCCCUGUAUUUUUCCAUUAACAGCAAGCAAUCAUAUGACAAAUGUUAGGCACUUGGCUCCUCGUCUGCACGUAUCUUGGCAAAAAAAAUUGCAAAACAGGGUUUUGGGGAAAUUGUUGAAUAUUUAUUGUUUGGGAUCAGAUGGAAACCUACCGCUCAGAUAAGGAAUUGACUACUAUUCAGUAUUUCUUACUCACAGUCCUCAUUUUACAACCCCAAUUCCAAUGAAGUUGGGACGUUGUGUUAAACAUAAAUAGAAACAGAAUACAAUGAUUUGCAAAUCAUGUUCGACCUAGAUUGAAUUGAAUACACUACAAAGACAAGGUAUUUCAUGUUCAAACUGAACAGCUUCAGCCGUUCAACAGUCCGGUGUCUCUGUUGUCGUAUUUUAUGUGAUUUGGCAUUGUCUUGCUGAAAUAAGCAGGGGCGUCCAUGAAAAAGACGUUGCUUGGAUGGCAGCAUACGUUACUCCAAAACCUGUAUGUACCUUUCAGCAUUAAUGGUGCCUUCACAGAUGUGUAAGUUACCCAUGCCAUUGGCACUAACACAGCCCCAUACCAUCACAGAUGCUGGCUUUUGAACUUUGCGUCCAUAACAGUCUGGACUCGUCGGACCACAGAACACUUUUCCACUUUUCAUCAGUCCAUCUUACAUGAGUUCAGGCCCAGAGAAGCCGGCGGCGUUUCUGGGUGUUGUUGAUAAAUGGCUUUCGCUUUUCAAGUUGCACUUACGGAUGUAGCGCCGAACUGUAUUUACUGACAUUGGGUUUCUGAAGUGUUCCUGAGCCCAUAUGUUUUUGACGCAGUGAUCGAAGGUCACGGGCAUUCAAGGUUGGUUUUCGGCCUCGCCGCUCACAUGCAGUGAUUUCUCCAGAUUCUCUGAACCUUUUCAUGAUAUAAUGGACCGUCGAUGAUGAAAUCCCUAAAUUCCUAGCAAAUGUACGUUGAGGAACAUUGUCCUUAAACUGUUGGACUGUUUUCUCACGCACUUGUUCACAAAGAGGUGAACCUCCCCUCCAUCUUUGCUUGUGAAUGGCUGAGCGAUUCAGGGAAGCUCCUUUUCUAGCCAAUCAUGGCACCCACCUGUUCCCAAUGAGCCUGCUCACCUGUGGGAUGUUCCAAACAGGUGUUUGAUGAGCAUUCCGCAACCUUUUUUGCCACCCGUCCCAGCUUCUUUGGAACGUGUUGCAGCCAUCAAAUUCCAAGUUAAUGAAUAUUUGCUAGAAACCAUCACGUUUAUCAGUUUGAACAUGAAAUAUCUUGUCUUUGUCGUGCGUUCAAUGAAAUAUAGGUUGAACCUGCUUUGCAAAUCAUUGUAUUCUGUGUUUAUUUAUGUUUAACACGACGUCGCAACUUCAUUGGAAUUGGGGUUGCACUUCAAAUCCCCACAAGCUGUAUAUUUAUUGGCCAUUUCCACAGUUAGUCUGGAUUGUUUUUUUUUUGUCCUGAUAAACUUUGAAUUUAUGUGGUGUUUCAUUCUGUGGAUUUAUCUGUCUUUUCUUAAAGGAACGAGUGGCAGGAUUGACAGCUCAGGCUGUUGUCACAGCAGUGUUCAUAUGUGAGUUGUAUCGGUGGGUAAAGUCAUUGAUUCCUUUUUCAUAUUUUGUGGGAGGUAGGGAGACAGCAGAAAGAUGAUUUUUUUUUUUCUUACAUAUUUGAGUGAAUGAUUUUGUUAGCGUUUUUCGUCUCUCAGACUCGCUGUCGGCGUCGCUGCUUGAGGAAUAGUUAGUAGUGUAAAUCAAGCUAACUGUCGCAAUGAAAAUGUGAGUUUUUAGAAGACUUAUUAUAGAGCUAGACUAAUAUUUAGUCAGUUAUAUUAAAACACAUGUCAAUGUAGCUCCACAACUACAAAACAUUAGAAUCUCAAUUUGUGCUUUACAAAUAAGUCAAUGCAUCGUUCUGUCGGUACUUACAUGUUAUGGAUCUUUCAGCUACAACGGCAUUUGCACUGAGAUCUACUGUAGGUAAAUGUAUGUUAAUAUGAUGCAUCCACAACAUGAGAAGAGUUCUCUUAUAUAAAUGUUCCUAAUUUAAUUUAUAAAACAGAAAUCACUACAGUGCAUAAUAUGAGACAUCCGACUGCUCGUUUAUUUGUUAAUAAUCCACUGACAGAAGAGGAGCAAUAGUCAUUUUUUUUUUACAGUAGUUCAGACAAUGCUAGUCCAUGUACAGUGUACGUGCAUGAUGGCAAAGCAAACACUCAUUCGUUGUAUCUGUGAAAAAUAUUCUAACCAAUAAAUGUUUCUGCAUUCUUAA